Lactuca saligna is the source of this 1377-nucleotide messenger RNA. The record is from the annotation of a GenBank genome assembly. Lineage: Eukaryota; Viridiplantae; Streptophyta; Magnoliopsida; Asterales; Asteraceae.
AUGUCUUCUUCACUUCUGCAAGCUAGGGCUUCCCCAUCCCUCUCUUUCUCUUCAUCCAUCUCCGCAGCCAACACCCAAUGGCGCUUUACCUCCUCGCCCGCCGUUACAUUCACUCGCCGCACAAGGAAUUACACCGUCCGUGCUAAAAUCAGAGAGAUCUUCAUGCCUGCACUCAGCUCCACCAUGACGGAGGGCAAGAUCGUCUCGUGGAUCAAGUCCGAAGGGGAUGUUCUCUCCAAAGGUGAGUCUGUUGUCGUUGUUGAAUCUGAUAAAGCUGAUAUGGAUGUUGAAACCUUCUACGAUGGAAUUCUUGCCGCUAUUGUUGUUCCUGAGGGUGAGUCGGCUCCAGUUGGCGCUCCGAUCGGUUUGUUAGCGGAGACUGAAGCGGAAAUUGAAGAAGCUAAGGCGAAAGCUGCUGGUGCUGGUAGUUCGGCUCCAUCGACGCCUGCUGCUUCCGCUCCUUCUCCUCCUCCGCCUCCGCCGGCUCCGGUUGCUGCUCCUUCUACACCAGCUGCGGCUCCUGUUGCGGCGGAUGGACCGAGGAAGAUUGUUUCGACACCAUUUGCGAAGAAGCUGGCGAAACAGCAUAAGCUGCUGCCGGAAUCAAACCUGCGAAAUCCUCGGCCGUCCCCUGCAACCGCCACCGCUCCUUCUGCUCCUGCUGCUGCUCCGGCUAAAUCCCCACCAACAUUUGCUGAAAUUCCCGGGGCUACGAUCGUUCCAUUUACCACAAUGCAAGCUGCUGUGUCAAAGAACAUGAUCGAGAGCUUGUCUGUGCCAACAUUCCGAGUUGGCUACCCGAUUAUCACUGAUGCUCUUGAUGCUCUAUAUGAGAAGGUUAAACCCAAGGGUGUUACCAUGACUGCUUUGCUAGCAAAGGCUGCUGCCAUGGCCCUUGUUCAGCAUCCUGUGGUCAAUGCAAGUUGCAAAGAUGGAAAGAGUUUUACUUAUAACAACAGCAUCAAUAUCGCAGUAGCUGUGGCUAUCAAUGGUGGUUUAAUCACCCCUGUUCUCCAAGAUGCUGACAAGUUGGAUCUUUAUCUGUUAUCCCAAAAAUGGAAGGAGCUUGUGGAGAAAGCAAGAUCCAAACAACUUCAGCCCCAUGAAUACAACUCAGGAACUUUUACACUUUCAAACUUAGGCAUGUUUGGAGUGGAUCGAUUUGAUGCUAUUCUUCCACCUGGACAGGGUGCUAUUAUGGCUGUUGGAGCUUCAAAGCCUACUGCUGUUGCUGAUAAAGAUGGAUAUUUCAGUGUGAAAAAUCAAAUGAUGGUAAAUGUUACUGCUGAUCACCGAAUCGUAUAUGGAGCAGAUUUGGCUGCUUUCCUUAAAACAUUUGCAAAGAUUGUUCAAGAACCAGACAUGUUGACAAUCUAA